CCCUGCGGCGGGUCGGGGCCGUCCCGUCGGGUCCGCUCCGUUCAGCUGAGCUCCGUUUCGCCCCUGGCGGGGUCCUGAGGCUGGGUGGGGAGAGGGUCCCGUGUGCCGGUGGCAGCGGGAUGCGGGUGGCGGUGGCAGUGCUGGCGGCGGUGCUAGCGGUGGGGACGGCGGUGCCCCGCCCGGGGCUGUUCCCGUACGGCCCGGCCCGCGGCUGUGCCCGGCUCCGGCCCGGCGACGAUGAGAGCUCGCCUGGGGUGACGCUCAGCCGAGCCCUGCGCCUCUACGGCCGCGCCGCCCGCCGCCUCUACGUGGGGACCAACGGGGUCAUCUCCACCCAGGAUUUUCCCAGAGAGACCCAGUACGUGGAUGACGAUUUCCCCACAGACUUCCCUGUCAUUGCUCCCUUCCUUGCCGACCUUGACACCUCUGGUGAUAGAGGGAACAUCUACUACCGGCAAGAUGACUCUCCAGAUGUGCUGGACCAGGCUUCAGGCUACAUCCAGGCUGGGUUCCCCAGUACUGCCAACUCCUUCGUGCCCACCAACGUGUUCGUCGUUACCUGGGAGGACGUGGGUGCCUACCAGGAGCUCUCGCAGGACACCGAGCCUUCCCAGAAGCUCAACACCUUCCAGGCAGUCAUAGCCUACAAUGAUGAGGACACCUAUGUCAUCUUCCUCUACCCUGAUGGUGGCCUCCAGUUCCUGGGAACACGGCCCAAGGAGUCCUACAACGUCCAGCUGGAGCUGCCAGCCAGAGUGGGCUUCAGCUGGGGGGAUGGUGAUGACCCAAAGAGAGAUGGGCUCUUCCACAGCCUGGCAAGCAGCGAGCAGGCUCUGAGGCGUCUGGAGCGGGAGAGCAACACAGGGGUACCAGGUGUGUGGGUCUUCCAUGUGGGCAGUGUGGAGCCCCUGGAGCACGUGGAGCCAGGAGGCGGCAGGAGAUCCAGCCCUGGGCAUCACGGCCCUGGCACCGCCGACUACACCCAUGCGCUCUACAGCCAUGCCGACCGCGCUUCCACCGAGCUCCCGGCACAGCACGGCUCAGAGGCCACCUCACCGCAUCCCAGCCACGGACACCGCACCCCAGCACUGCUGGGCUUCGUCCCCAGGGGGCUGCCUGUCCCCCCUGGGCAGGAGCAGACCCACCGCCUGCACCUGCGUGGGGACGGUGGCAUCCGGCAGAGCUACUCUGCCAACCCCUCCUCCUACAGCUCUGGGCAUCAUGGUGUCGGUGUGGAGGAGGAUGAGCAUUUUAACCCUGAUGUGUUCACCUACAGCGCCACCAGCAAGGAGACCUGUGCCCAGUACCACAGGCGCUGCUCCCCACACGCCUUCUGCACCGACUAUGCCACCGGUGUCUGCUGUCACUGCCGGGCCACCUACUAUGGCAACGGGCGGCAGUGCCUGCCCGAAGGAGCUGUGCAUCGCCUCAACGGGAAGGUGAGCGGGAGCCUGAUGGUGGGACGGGCGUCCGUCCGCUUCCAGGACGUCGACCUUCAUGCCUACAUCGUGGGCAGCGAUGGGCGAGCCUACACUGCCAUCAGCGGGGUGCCCCAGCCUGCUGCCCGUGCCCUCCUGCCCCUCCUGCCCAUCGGGGGGCUCUUUGCCUGGCUUUUUGCCCUGGAAGAACCCGGCUCUGAGAAUGGAUUCAGCAUCACUGGUGCUGAAUUCACCCAGAGCCUGGAGGUGACCUUCUACCCAGGGCAGGAGACGGUCUAUGUCACCCAGACAGCAGAGGGCCUGGGGCCAGACAACUACUUAACCCUGAGGACACACAUCCAGGGCCAGGUGCCAUUUAUCCCAGAGAAUGUCACUAUCCACAUCACUCCCUACAAGGAGCUCUACCACUACUCCAGCUCAGCUGUGAUGUCCUCUGCUCACCGGGAGUAUGUCUUGGUUGCUGGGACAGCCAACCAGAGCUUGUCCUAUCGCCUGCACCAGAACAUCACCUUCUCCAGCUGCCCCCACUCCCGCCUGCCCUCCCGGCAGCAGCUGAGCGUGGCACGAGCCUUUGCCCUCUACGAUGCCCACGAGCACGUCCUGCGCUACGCCCUCGCUGCCCGCAUCGGCUCAGCACAAGAAGACUCUGAGCACCCUGCAGUGAACCCAUGCCACGAUGGCACCCACACGUGUGAGGUGACAGCACGGUGCCAACCUGGCUCAGGGAUGGAGUACACCUGUGAGUGUGCAGCUGGGUACCGCAGAGAGGGACGAGGAUGCCAAGAUGUGGAUGAGUGCACAGAGGGUCUGAGCCAGUGUGGUGCCUUCACCAUCUGCCUGAACAUGCCAGGCAGCUACCGGUGCGAGUGCCGCAGUGGGUACCGGCCAGUGGAGGAUGGGCAGGCGUGUGUGCUUUCACUCUCUGUCCCUGCAGCAAGUGACCCCUGUGAGGAUGGGAGACAUCCCUGUGCACCGAGGGACCGGGCACGCUGUCUGCCCCGUGCCGGGGGCCACGCCGCCUGCGAGUGCCUGCCUGGCUACACCGGCGAUGGCAUCAACUGCUCCGAUGUGGAUGAGUGUGCUGAGAACCCGUGUCAUCCAGCUGCCAGCUGCUACAACACGCCAGGCUCCUUCACCUGCCAGUGCCGACCUGGAUAUGAGGGCGACGGCUUCCAGUGCGUGCAGGGGAACACGCAGCGUCUGACCCCCUGCCAGCACGAGCAGCUGUACCCACGGGAGGUGCCACCAGGUCCCUCGCCUGUGGGUGAGGGGCACAUGCCCCAGUGUGACGAGGAGGGGCGAUACCGGCCGCUGCAGUGCCACAGCAGCACUGGGUACUGCUGGUGCGUGGACGCCGCGGGGCAGGAGAUCGCCGGCACACGGACGGCACCGGGCAGCACCCCCCCUCGCUGCGGGAGCCCAGAGGCCAUUCAGCAGCUGACCCCCUGCGAACACGAGCGGCUGUACCCACGGGCAGUACCACCGGGCCCCUCGCCUGUGGGUGAGGGGCACAUGCCCCAGUGUGACGAGGAAGGACGAUACCGGCCGCUGCAGUGCCACAGCAGCACUGGGUACUGCUGGUGCGUGGACGCCGCGGGGCAGGAGAUCGCCGGCACACGGACGGCACCGGGCAGCACCCCCCCUCGCUGCGGGAGCCCAGAGCCCACAGAGCGUGCCCCGACCAUGUGCGAGCGCUGGCGGCAGAGCUUGCUGGAGCACUACGGUGGCAGUCCCCGCAGCGACCAGUACGUGCCACAGUGUGACAGGGAGGGACACUUCACCCCGCUCCAGUGCCACGGGGACAGCGGCUACUGCUGGUGCGUGGAUGAGAGCGGCAGGGAGAUCCAGGGCACGCGCUCGGAGCCAGGCAGCACCCCACCAUGUCUCCCCAGCGUCGCACCGCCCAGCGUCCGGCCCUCGCCCCGGCCUGACGUGUCCCCGCCAGCCGCAGGCACCUUCCUGCUCUAUGCGCAGGGACAGCAAAUCGGAUACCUCCCGCUCAACGGCACACGGCUGCAGAAGGAGGCGGCCAAGACCCUGCUCUCCCUCCAUGGCUCCAUUGUGGUAGGGAUCGACUAUGACUGCCGGGAGAGGACAAUCUAUUGGACGGACGUGGCUGGCCGGACCAUAAGCCGGGCGAGUCUGGAGCCAGGCGCUGAGCCAGAGACCGUGAUCAGCUCAGGGCUGAUCAGCCCCGAGGGGCUGGCGGUGGACCACCUGCGCCGAGCCAUCUUCUGGACCGACAGUGGGCUGGAUAAGAUCGAGCGGGCGCGGCUGGAUGGCUCUGAACGGCAGGUCCUCUUCGACACCGAGCUCGUCAACCCCCGCGCCAUCGCCGUGGACCCUGUCCGAGGCAACCUUUACUGGACGGACUGGAAUCGUGAAGCACCCAAAAUUGAAACUUCCACGGUCAAUGGAGCCAACAGGAGGGUCCUGGUGAACAGGGACAUUGGCUUGCCCAACGGCCUGACCUUUGACCCCUUCUCCAAGCUGCUCUGUUGGGCAGAUGCAGGAACAAAGCACCUGGAGUGCACAUUCCCCGACGGCACAGGCCGGCGCAUCAUCCAGAACAACCUCAACUACCCUUUCAGCAUCAUCAGCUACGCCAAUCACUUCUACCACACAGACUGGAGACGGGAUGGUGUGAUAGCUGUUGAUAAAGAAACUGGUGCUUUCACUGAUGAGUAUCUUCCAGAGCAGCGAUCACAUCUCUACGGAAUAACAGCAGUUUAUCCCUACUGCCCUGGAGCAAGGAAAUAAGAGCUGCCAUUUCCAGAAACAACAAUCUUUGCACCCAAAACAACUUCAGGCCCAGACAACUGUCACUGCACACAACUAAAGCCGGGGGAAGCCCUUAAACAAGGCCAAGGAAUCACAGAACAUUAGGGUUUGGAAGGGACCUCAAGAGAUCAUCCAAGUCCAAGCCCCCCCUGAGAGCAGGAUCAUCUAGAGCAGGUCACACAGGAAUGAAGUGACCAACUUCCCUGCAAAAGAUGAUUGUUGAAGUUAUACCUCAAGUCUUUACUACUGUAUUUUUAAGAAGUGGAAAACAUCUAUGGAUCACUCUCCCUCCCUUCCCCUCCCAAAAAAGUCCUGUGAAUCUCUGGCCAUGACUCUCACUCUUGCUUAUGCAGGGAGAUUGUAAACAUAGUUUUGUUUUGUUCUUUUGCUUUACUGAAAGGUUGGGUUUUAUUAGAAGGAAUGAAUCUGGAAGAGUUUUGACAAUCUGACCACCAGGUCUUU
Dryobates pubescens (Downy woodpecker) is the source of this 4682-nucleotide messenger RNA. RefSeq names its product nidogen 2 (gene NID2). Gene Ontology annotation, cellular component: basement membrane. Gene Ontology annotation, biological process: cell-matrix adhesion. The record is from RefSeq and is a predicted model, not a curated record. The coding region runs from base 120 to 4199 and encodes 1359 amino acids. Gene Ontology annotation, molecular function: calcium ion binding. NCBI's taxonomy places the organism in Eukaryota, Metazoa, Chordata, Aves, Piciformes, Picidae. The transcript is spliced from 22 exons.